This is a messenger RNA of Amoebophrya sp. A120, 266 nucleotides long. Lineage: Eukaryota; Dinophyceae; Syndiniales; Amoebophryaceae. The record is from the annotation of a GenBank genome assembly.
GCCGGAUGCGCCUUUGCAGACGUGGAACCUUGGUUGAACGAGAGGGGUGAUGUGGACCAAGGAUAUCACGUCCUCUGUGUUCGACGAUGUGCAGAAGUCCGUCAGCCUGUUAUUAGCGCCUCCAGCGUCGAUCAAGAUGAACAAACCACAAAUGCAAGAUCGCCGCACAGUAGUACGCUCUCCACUCCAUCCCCCUCGAUCGAGUUUGAAGAUUUUCUUCACUUAGAUUUCUACCGGGGUGGCACUACACUCCAGCCGAAAGCGAC